ACUCGGUGCAAUUUUUUCGGUCGAAGCCGGCCAAGCCUCAUGCGCGUGGACGACGCGGUGGCGGCGCGCUGGGACCGCAUCAAGAAGGAGCUCGCGCCGCAGGCCAAGCUCGAGCUCAAGAGUCCUGGCGUCGUCGAUGCCAUGCAGCUCCUGCAGGAUAUGGAGCGCGAGGUCGAGCGCUACCCGCGCAUGCCCAAGCCUCUAGGCCAUCCCGUGACGCCGGCCAUGGAGGCACGCGUCGCCGCGGCUGCGAUGGCCGCCGCCGAGAUGGUCACGCUCAAUGUCGGCGGUACGUGCUUUGCGACGACGCGAAGCAACCUGCUCCGCUUCGAAGGCAGCUACUUUUCGACCAUGGUAGAAUCGGCGCUGUGGCAGCCCAACGCGCGCGGCGAGUACUUUAUCGAUAUGGAGCCCACGUAUUUUGACCGGAUCGUGGCGUAUCUUCGGACCGGAACACUGAGCUUUGACGGACUGGCAUCCGCCGACGUGCGCGAGUUUCGCCGGCUCCUCGACUACCUCCAGUUGAGUUUCGUGCCAACCGAGUGGGACCCAGCGUACUGCGGCCACUCGCUGCAGCUCCAGAUGCACAAUCUGGUCGUGGUGCAGAAAGGCCUGGGCUGGAGCAGUGUCCUGGCGACGGCGCCGUCGCCCUUCUUUUCCGUCCGAGUGCUCGCCCACCACCACGUCGACAUUGGUUUUACGACGCGCGCCAAGUUUGAGCCCAACAAAGGCCAUGCGCUGCACCCGGGCUUCUUCUUUGGCUGCGAGCGCGGGUACGCGUACUCGGCGCACGAGAAGAAGCCGUUUCCCAAGCAGCGCGGAAAGCUCAUUGUCACCGCGUCCUUCAACCAAGCGGCGCGUGAGGUCUCGUUUGAAGUCAAUGGCCACAUGCUUGUCUCGCCCUUCCGCCUCGUACCGACGGACGCGCCACUCUACCCGAUCGUGCGUCUCGGCGAGCGCGAUGCAUCGGUGGAAAUGACCGGUGGGCACUGGUGCGAAGACGUCUAGUACGCGGCGCCUUCGACCAAUACUAGUAGACGUUAUGUUAACAAUCGAUUCUGAUAUAACAUAAUGUCAUUUGUAAGUUGGAC
Messenger RNA from Saprolegnia parasitica CBS 223.65, 1091 nucleotides. RefSeq lists its product as hypothetical. The transcript has 2 exons. Gene Ontology annotation, molecular function: protein binding. The record is from RefSeq and is a predicted model, not a curated record. Bases 40 to 1008 code for a protein of 322 amino acids. Gene Ontology annotation, biological process: protein homooligomerization. Lineage: Eukaryota; Oomycota; Saprolegniomycetes; Saprolegniales; Saprolegniaceae.